GGGUAAGCGAUCGACAUGCUUUCAGAAACCCAAAAUGGCUGCGUGCAGUGUGGAAGACGUGCUUGCUAAAGCUGAACAAGAGGAGGCUGAAAAACUCAAAAGUAUUAGCGUUCAGAAAGAACUGGAUCUUGAGUUUGACAUCGGUAACCUAGUCGCGUAUGACAAGAACCGUAUUGACAUUCGAAAAUUCCGUCAACAGAAGAAAGAUGAUUUUCUGCGGUCUCUAGCUCGUGACAACACGCAGCUCCUGAUCAACGAGAUAUGGAAGCAUCCCACAGAGAGAGUUGAGGAGGUAAUCGUAGUCAAACUACCCGAGCCGACCACUCCACUGCCGAGAGAGAAGCCCCCACCCAAGCCCAGGCCACCAACCAAGUGGGAGGAAUUCGCCAAACUGAAAGGAAUCCAAAAGAAGAAGAAAACAAACCUGGUGUGGGAUGAUGUUGCGAAAGAGUGGAAACGACGUUGGGGCUACAAGCGUGUUAAUGAUGGUACGAAAGAAUGGCUAAUUGAGGUUCCAGAAACAGCCGACCCCAAUGAGGAUCAAUUCGCCAAACGCAACAAAGCCAAGAAGGAGAAGGUGGCAAAGAACGAACUGAAUCGACUGAGGAACAUAGCCAGGUCACAGAAAAUCAAAGUGCCAGGUGUUGGACUAACGCCGACUGCCGAGCAAUCCAAAACAGACCUAGCGAGGGCGGUCAGUGUGGCCAAGGUAUCCACCGCUUCCGUAGGUAAAUUCCAAGACCGUCUACCGAAGGAGAAAGCUCCUAAAAACACCGGUAAAAAGAGGAAAUUCCAGCCCGUCAUCGGUAACUUUUCAAAUGAAAAGCAGAGGCAGCUUGAUAUGCUAAAAGUGAUGGACAGCAAGAAACCACGUCUGGACGUCGUCAAAGCGGCCAACAAACAAAUGAGAGCGGAUGACCGGGAGGAGGCAGCAGAGAAGUUUAAGAAAGGAGGCAAGAAGGGGCGCAAGGGAGGAAACUUCUCUGGAAAAGGUGGAGGAGGGAAGGGCAAAGGAGGUGGUGGGGGCAAAGGCAAAGGAGGUGGUGGGGGCAAAGGAAGAGCAGGGGGUAAAGGUAGAGGGCCUCCUGGAGGUAAAAAAGGGUCUGGAAAACCAGGGAAGCGCUAAUCAGAACAGUUGGGAACUUUGCCUGUCAUACAUCAAGUGCCUUGUCUGUUUUUUUUGGACUCCACGUUAUGAACUGACCACUUGGUUCAUCUCCCAUCUGCAUCUUGUCAUGUUAGGAGAGAUGUGUGCCCCUGUCAAGUGAAAUAAGGGUUGGGUGGGGGGGCUCCUAUUAUCCAGCUUGUAAAUAUAUCGCCUGUGACAGUGUGAAAAUGUUGCGAGGUCAGAAUUUACCUUGCCUGUCCUUGUUGUGUUGUAUAUUUGUCAGCGCAGUCCCUUUGGGUACCCACGUUUCAUAUAUUUCAACUCAAAUUAAAAUCAACUUCAUAAAGAUG
Molecule: messenger RNA, 1458 nt
Organism: Esox lucius (northern pike)
Lineage: Eukaryota; Metazoa; Chordata; Actinopteri; Esociformes; Esocidae
Gene: rrs1
Product: ribosome biogenesis regulator 1 homolog
Exons: 1
Coding region: 35-1126 (363 amino acids)
Biological process (GO): endonucleolytic cleavage in ITS1 to separate SSU-rRNA from 5.8S rRNA and LSU-rRNA from tricistronic rRNA transcript (SSU-rRNA, 5.8S rRNA, LSU-rRNA); ribosome biogenesis; ribosomal large subunit export from nucleus
Cellular component (GO): nucleus; nucleolus; preribosome, large subunit precursor
Molecular function (GO): protein binding
Source: RefSeq, a predicted model, not a curated record